GCCAUUUAAAAACAACAUCAAAAGAAGUCGAGGAGAAACGGAAAGAAACAGGAAGAAGAAGAAGACGAGAUCGGUUCCACAAUGACUUCGACCAGGAGACUAGGCAAGGAGCUUGAUGACAUCCGCAAAUCUGGGAUGAAGCAUUUCCGCAACAUUCAAGUGGAUGAAGCAAACAUCUUGACCUGGCAAGGCCUCAUUGUUCCUGAUUGUGCUCCGUAUGACAAAGGAGCGUUUCGGAUCGAGAUCAUCUUCCCCGCCGAGUACCCCUUCAAGCCUCCCAAGAUCACCUUCAAGACGAAAAUCUACCACCCCAACAUUGACGAGAAGGGUCAGGUCUGCCUGCCCAUCAUCAGUGUGGAGAACUGGAAGCCAGCCACAAGGACCUGCCAAGUGAUCCAGUGUCUCAUUGCUCUGGUGAACAUCCCUCAGCCCGAGCACCCGCUGAGGGCAGACCUGGCAGAGGAAUACACUAAAGACCGCGCAAAAUUCAUGAAGAACGCCGAGGAGUUUACAAAGAAACACAGUGAAAAGCGACCUGUGGACUGACAACACAACACUGACACUGUUGGCCUCCUUUCUGUUUCCUGUUCAAAGAGCUCACCCUGACUGUCUGUUCUUAUCUCUAAACCACACAGAGAUGCCCUGUUCUCGCGUACCUGCAUUGUUUUAGCACUCUCCAACCACUCCUUAAUAGAGGCUUGUGUUUCUGUUUCACUUUGCCAAAAAAAAAAAAGAAAAGGAAAAAAAGAAAAGCAGGACUUUUUUUUGGUGAAUAGGCAGGCUCUGGUCUCUAGGUGUCACCUUAUGGUUUGUUAAUGACUUCUUUCUACUGAUUUCUUUUUAGAAAAAAAUAAGAAAAUUGUCAGAGGUGGCAUCCUGGAAAGUAAAUUGUCCAAAAUAAUGAAAAGUGCUGUUCUGCUUACUUAAAUGUUGAAUGUUCUCUCAGAUUAAUCAUUAGCUUAUGCAGACCUGUUUACAGAUUUUUAAGCUUUGUUUUUCAAGUUAAAACUGCUCAGCAUCCGAUGCUGCUGUUUAUAUCUGUUGUCUCUUUUAUUUAGCUUUUUGUUUCUGUUUUCCCUCCAGAUGCACUGUACUCUUUUGUUACUGAUGCAGAAUUACACACAGUUUAUCAGAAAUUUAUGACGACGUUCAUGUGUCCUUUGAAAAUGUCUUUGUAUUUUGAGAUGUUGGGGAAAAUAAAUCCCUUAUAAUUAAAAUCCUUCCACCUCUGUUGGCCUCCCAGGAAAGUGCAUACUGUCAGUGAGCGUUCAUUUUCAUGCAGGUGGGGAAUUGGAUGUUUUUGUUUUGAUGACCUAACUACUGGAUGUCUGGAUGUCGGACAGAAGUUCCGCGGCACUUAUCGAUUUCUUUUGUUCUUAAAUUUUGUGACCUUAUCUUCUCUUGUUCAAACACACACUGUUCACAGAGGAAAUGAGACAAACAUUUUUGGCUUUAAAAUAAUUAAAAACAUGCAGGUUU
Molecule: messenger RNA, 1479 nt
Organism: Seriola dumerili (greater amberjack)
Lineage: Eukaryota; Metazoa; Chordata; Actinopteri; Carangiformes; Carangidae
Product: ubiquitin-conjugating enzyme E2 L3-like
Exons: 4
Coding region: 82-546 (154 amino acids)
Source: RefSeq, a predicted model, not a curated record